Molecule: messenger RNA, 2320 nt
Organism: Micropterus dolomieu (smallmouth bass)
Lineage: Eukaryota; Metazoa; Chordata; Actinopteri; Centrarchiformes; Centrarchidae
Product: homeodomain-interacting protein kinase 1-like
Exons: 1
Coding region: 137-1969 (610 amino acids)
Biological process (GO): peptidyl-serine phosphorylation; peptidyl-threonine phosphorylation; smoothened signaling pathway
Cellular component (GO): cytoplasm; PML body; nucleus
Molecular function (GO): protein serine/threonine kinase activity; transcription corepressor activity; transcription coactivator activity
Source: RefSeq, a predicted model, not a curated record
UUUUUAAUCUGAUCUGUAUCUUCAGUCUGAUCAUUUACUUUCUAGUGACAUUCAGAGUAAGAAGCGUACGUGUUCCACUAUACUGUGUUACAGCACAUAAUAGUAAUAUAGUAAUAUUUGAAAACAUCCGACAAAAAUGUCUUCCUCAUUUUCAUCUCCAUAUGAAGAGGAAUCUUAUGAGGUACAGAGGCGUGACAUACUCUCCAGCAGGUCCACCAACUACAUGGUGCUGAACUCAAAUGGAGAGGGAAGUUUUGGAAAAGUUGUCAAGUGUGUUGAUUUGACAACCAAGAAGUUGGUGGCAGUUAAGAUCCACAAAAAGGAUAACCAUGCCCAAAAUCAAAGGGAAGUGCAAAUCUUAAAUGCAGUCAGGGCUCUUGACCCAGAGAAGAACAACAUUGUAAGAUUCAUGGACAGUUUCACCUCCAACAACCUCUCAUGCCUGGCCUUUGAGAUGCUGGACAAGAGCCUUGCAGACCUGAUGAGGGAGAGAAACAACAUGCCUUUGAGUCAUAGGGAAAUUCGCCCUGUGCUCUUCCAGCUGCUAGUAGCAUUCAAAGCUUUGAAGAGUAUUGGUAUUGUUCACACAGACAUGAAACCGGACAAUGUAAUGCUCGUCAAUCAGAAGCAUCAACCCUUCAGGAUUAAGAUAAUCGACUUUGGCCUGGCCAUUCCAGUGAAAAAAUUGAUGGUUGGUAAGACCAUACAGGCUGCUUCAUACAGGGCUCCAGAGGUGAUCUUGGGCCUCCCCUUGUCCGAAGCUGUGGAUAUGUGGGGACUGGGAUGCAUCCUGAUGUACCUGCACUUUGGCAUCCACUUCUUCCAAGGAAUUUGUUCAUUUCAUAGGAUGAAAGCUAUGGUGCACAUGCUGGGCCAGCCAGACGACGACCUGCUGAGUGCUGGACAAAACACCUGGAAGUUUUUCAGUAAGAAGAAGGGCUCCGUUACUCCACGGUGGAGACUAAGGCAGCCAUAUGAGUACACGGAAGCAAGUGGUAUCGAACCCCACAUGUCGUGGAAGUUUUUUAAAACAGCCAUGGACUUGGAGGACGCUGUAAUGAGUUAUCCAGAGAUAGAGGAUCCUCUGGAGUUUCUAGACAAGAUGGCAUUCUUCAGCCUCCUGAAAGCUUGUCUACACAUGGACGCUGGACGUCGCAUCACGCCGGAGAAAGCCCUGAAACACACAUUCAUCACAAUGGUUCACCUGGUUAAUUUAGUGGACACCAGCUCCUAUGCAGAAGAUGCCCUCAAGUUGAUGACUGUUUCCAAUUUGGAUGAAACAGAUAAUUACACCACCGACCCUGAUUUGGAGCUCACUGACGACCAAGCUUCAAGUGAUGGAGGCUCUGGCACCAUUCAUUCCACAGCUGUCAAGACGUUCUCAAAGAGUGAGCUGUCUUUUGCAAGUUUGGGUGAAAAGGACUCGGACACCGUUUGUUCCAUAGCUCUCAAGACUUUCUCAAAGAGUGACCCAACUUCUGCCAGUUUCAGCGAAAAGGACUCAGACAAUAGCCGUUUAAGUGGCAACAAGGCAGAUGUUGAGAGUUUCUGUGGUGAAGAUUUAGAAACUGAGAGUUCCAGUAGCGAUGAGGGCAUCGACCAUUCAGCACUUCGCUCCUUCGACAGAAAGACAUUCACUCUAUGUUCCAAUGAUCAUUUCUCUAGUUUUCAUUUUGAUGAAAGCGGAUCAAUGGAUGGACAUUCAAACGCUGAGAUUUCCAACCAUUUAUAUGUAGCAGGACCUUCAGCUGCAGCCACAAGUUGUGAUCGCGGGCCAUUUGCCAUUAAUGGUGACAGAGCUGGCUCCACUGAUGGAGCUGCACCUGCCAUUACAACCAAAGACGUGGUUGAUGUCAAGACAAAGAAGAAGAGGAAUCUACUUCAAAAGACCUGUAAAUUCUUCAGUCAAGUGAAGAAGAGAGUGUUUUCUCUGUUUAAACCUCGACCUCCAACAACUAAAAGACCAUAACUGUAAAAAGUCACUCUGUGGCUGCAAGGAAAGAUGUGAAGGUGAAGUUCAUUUUAACCCUACGUUUGAGUUGUAAUCUUUUGCAGUGAACAGAAAUAAUAAUAGUUCAGAAGCACUGUCAGCUGACUGUCAGAUGUCCUAAGAAACCCAGCUGCAUCAUAUUCAGCAAAUCUUUCAGAGAUCAUAAGAGGAGCAAGGCCAUUUGGCUUCUUACAGACAUCUAACAAAGUCUCAAAUUCAGCCUUUGAUGGACAGAGUUUGAUUCAUCUGUGUUCCAUCCAUCUGUCCAGUUUCCUUAUGAAUUUCCUGAGCAAUAUAAUUCGAGUAUAAUAAAGUUUGAGAAAGCAACAA